Molecule: messenger RNA, 610 nt
Organism: Platichthys flesus (European flounder)
Lineage: Eukaryota; Metazoa; Chordata; Actinopteri; Pleuronectiformes; Pleuronectidae
Product: GATA zinc finger domain-containing protein 14-like
Exons: 1
Source: RefSeq, a predicted model, not a curated record
AACAACAACCAAUACUCCAACAACAACAACCACUAUCCCAACAACAAUAACCACUACACCAACAACAACUACUCCAACAACAAAAACCACUACAACAACAACCAUUGGUCAAACCACAAAAACAACUACCCCAACAACAACAACCACUACUCCAACAACCACUAUCCCAACAACAACAACCACUACCCUAACAACAACAACCACUACUCCAACAACAACAACCACUACGCCAACAACAACAACCACUACUCCAACAACAACAACCACUCCUCCAACAACAAAAACAACAACUACUCCAACAACGACUACCCCAACAACAACCACCACUACUCCAACAACAACAAUCACUACACCAACAACAACUACUCCAACAACAACCACCACUACUCCAACAACCACUAUCCCAACAACAACUACCACUACCCCAACAACAACAACCACUACUCCAACAAUAACAACCACUACUCCAACAACAACUACCCCAACAACAACAACCACUACCCUAACAACAACGACCACUACUCCAACAACAACAACCACUACGCCAACAACAACCACUACGCCAAUGACAACAACCACUAUCUCAUGUAAAACAAACACUACCCAAAAU